AAUAAUUCACGUGGCUCAGUGCAAGCGCCCCGGGGGAUGCGCGGAUCUCCGACCUACGGGUUACGGCAGUUGGCUACGGGCCGUAGUACCGGCGCUACGGUGCCGCUACGCGCUUGCUACGAACUCGCGGUUGGGUAAACACGUAUCGUGUAGUGUAGUGUUUCUGCAGUAUAUAGUCAGUCAGUGUAUACUUGAUACAGAUACACAUAGAUACAGACAGACAGUUAACAAAGCACCACAGACAAUGUGCUCCAUGUGGUUCAUCAGCAUCGUGGCUCUGCUCGUGGUGGAUGUCAGGACCGGCGCUCUGCAGGAACGAGAUAUUCGUCCAGCACGAUGUCACUCGUGCGCUCGCGUCAACGGCACCGCAUGCGGGGGCACCUGGUCCUCUGUGCUGUGUCCUGAGGACCGGCCACUGUGUGCCACCGUCGCCAUAAGCCCUGAUUUCGUGUCAUCGCUGGAGUGUGCCGCCGCCAGAGAGACGCCGUGCUCGAUAAGGAGUAGCGCGAACAACUCAAUCGAAGUGACGUGCGUCUGCAACACCCACCUCUGCAAUGCACCGUUCUCACCCACAUUGAGAAAUGAACUUCUCAACUUUGCAUUCAACCUCACAAACAGUAGCGCCGACGCGGCGCAAACCUUCUUCCAGUCAUUUGUCGGUAACAUCACUAAAGAGAAUAUUUACAAAGCGAUAACAAUUGAAGUGACUGAAGCGACUACGACGAUUGCGAGGAACUCGUCUCACUUGACGACUGUGAAAACAGUUCCUGGAACAAUGAAUGCUGAGUCUAUAUUGAGGGACUCGGAGAAGCCGAGAGCUGAGCCCUUGAAGCAGGAGCCGACUGCGCCGUCGGAUGACGACGAGGACGAGAGCGAGGGAAGUGGUGCGUACGAGGAGCCGCGCGUGCGCAACCACGCCGUGUCAGCCCCCGCGGCCCCCAGCUCCUUCCUCCCCGCCGAGAACACCGCCACGCGCAUAUACACAGACACACUCCUAACUACAUUAUUCAUAUACUUUGUAGUCUAGACGCAAAACACAAGUACCCUAGACCUAUUCAAAACUUUCUCAACUAAGUACAAUAAUAUUAAGAGAGUAAUUUAUGAACUAUACCCAGAGAAUUUAACUGAUAUUAACGUUGACCUGUUGGGAACAAAUAAGUACGUUUUGUAAUUUCACAUAUUUAAAACGCCUUUUUGAUUUAUGAUGCGAAUAACUUUUAGUGUUUUUAGUGAUUACCUAGGAUGUAAGUGCCAUUUAAAAUUAUGUUGUCCUGCCAUUAGUUCUCUUUACAAAAAUAAAUAUACCAUUUUGUAAACAAAUAAGAAAAACAACUGUUCAUAGAGUAUUUUCCAUUUCCUGAAAUACGCUGUGAUUGGAAAUCAGACAGUCAUUAUUUUAUUUUGAACUUUCCUCCAUUCUAAUUAUGGUUUGAUAUCAAUCCACGUACCUUCCUAUCGCCUUCAUAUUAUAUGUUCGGGUAAAUUGUGAUAUGUUAGAACCCUCGUGCCAAACGUAAUAUUGUAAAUACUAAUGAGGUUAUUCGAUAUAGAGUUUCGUGUUCAACAAAUUAGGAUCGAAAACAUAAUCUUUUUGAACAAUCACAAAUAUUUAGGAAUAUAUUCACCAUUCCCAACAUAGACGCGUACACUUAGGUAAUGCGAGAUUUUCUUGAACAGAUUUAGAUAUUAGUUAUUACACUCAUAUUGCAACAAUUCAGCUGUCUGGUAGUUUGGACUCGAUAGUUUACGAAAACGUAAUAAAAUUAAAUUUUAUUAAGGCGUUGAUGAAUUUAUAAGUACGAGUCAGAAAUCGAUCUGA
Messenger RNA from Helicoverpa armigera (cotton bollworm), 1819 nucleotides. RefSeq lists its product as uncharacterized. The record is from RefSeq and is a predicted model, not a curated record. Bases 245 to 1027 code for a protein of 260 amino acids. The transcript has 4 exons. NCBI's taxonomy places the organism in Eukaryota, Metazoa, Arthropoda, Insecta, Lepidoptera, Noctuidae.